AUGAUCGACUCAACAAACCAUACAACCAGCGCAAGACAACCAGUGCUUUGCGCCGCAACACCAUUUCAAAUUUACAAUGACCGAACAACCAGCAAUCCCAUUAACAAUGUUUGGGAUCGUGAACCCGAGAGUUUAAAGGGAGCUAACAAGUCAACUCGUGACUUUUACUUUUCCUCCUGCCAGUGGACUCCAGAUGGAUCGUCAUUGUUAGCAACAAGUUCCGAUAAUACAGCACGUAUUUUUGUAGCACCACCAGAUCUGCUUUCUGAUCUCGACAAUCCAUCUAGCACAGCUAAAGAUUUACUUCCUUAUUCAAGACUUCAAUUUCCCUCAGCCCCAACAGCCACUGCCAUCUACCCGGGAUUUCAGAUCUCGGAGUUUGCACCUGCGCUGGUGCUUGUAUCUACCGAAGACCACCCCAUCAAACUGUACAAUGUACAUUCACAAGAGUGCGUAGCAAGCUAUCCGCUAUUUAAUCCACACCGCGAUAUUUAUGAUAAUGCUUUGGCCCUCGAGUUUACUGGAGCUGCAGGCUCCAACGACACAUUUCUUGCUGGAACUCGAGGCCAGCGUGGCCGUGUUGAUAUGUUUAGUUUACUGAGGCCAGGUGCAAGCACAGAAACUACUCGUCCACUGACCUCAGCCCAUGUCCCAGACUCCAUGGCUGCAGGAUAUCGGCGAGCCAUUGUUUCGGCUAUAGCCACUCAGCCUUGUCAAAACAAUUCAUUAGUUGCUGCUGUCGGAUUUUACCAGGGCGGUACAGAGCGAACAGCCAAAAGUUCUGCAGUUGCAUUGUAUGAUUUCCGUGUGGACAGUGUUAAUGCACGAUGUACAAUUUUGUCCCCACCGUUAUCGUCUUCAGGGGAAUACAGCUGGACAAAACAAACUAGUGGAACAACCAGCCUUUUGUGGAGUCCUGAACCGGGCUCUGACAAUUUACUAUACCAAGUGUUAAGGGGCGGCUAUUCACGUGUGAUUGUACGCGACACUAGAAUGGAUUUAGGCGAAGUAGGCCAGCUGAGUGACCCAGCCCUCGAAACACUUAGCACUGUACAGCGACUAGGUGUUGACUGGGUGCCGAGUCUCCACGGUAGAUCCGCAUUUGAUCUGUAUGCAGGAACUUCCACUGGAUCUGUUUAUGUUUACAAAGACCCUUUUGAGUCGUUGGCGGGUCGGCUCAAUCAAAUAUCCGAAUUGGGGGGAGGCUCAGUGACCAAUCCACAGGUCGAAACGAUGAAAAUGACCAAUGACUCGCGCACUAGUGUGUGUGACGUUUCAUGGAAUCCACAAGUAACGCAAAACGGCGUCGAGGUUAUUGCGACAUGCUGUGGUACACGCAAAUCUACUGAUGAAGAAGAUGAGGACCUGAAUUUCCCUGAAACUGGAAUUAAAAUCUGGGCCCUUUUCAAGUAA
This is a messenger RNA of Magnusiomyces paraingens, 1413 nucleotides long. RefSeq lists its product as uncharacterized. Gene Ontology annotation, molecular function: protein binding. The transcript has a single exon. The record is from RefSeq and is a predicted model, not a curated record. NCBI's taxonomy places the organism in Eukaryota, Fungi, Ascomycota, Dipodascomycetes, Dipodascales, Dipodascaceae. Bases 1 to 1413 code for a protein of 470 amino acids.